AUGUGGGGAUAUGAGGGCAGAAAAAGGCAAUUAGAAGGCGGUGCCACCGAUGGCCUCCACCGCCGCCUUAGCAACCGCCAGGUCCAACUCGUCGCCAUCGGGGGCUCCAUAGGCACGGCCGUUUUCGUCAGCAGGGGCGGCGCCCUUCAGCGUUCCGGUCCGGGCAGCCUUCAUCUGGCGUUUAUGUCUGUUUACAUGCCCAUCAGCGGCGGUUUCGUCAGACUUGCGAGAAAAUGGCCGUUCGAGAUUGUGGCUUUGACGCUGGUGGUUUCAUACUGGAAUGACAGGAUUCCAGUCUAUGCAAUUUGUGUUGGAUGCAUUAUACUCUAUGGCUUCAUCAACGUAUUUGCCGUCGGUGUUUACGGAGAGGCUGAAUUUUACCUUUCCAGCGGCAAAGUCAUCCUCCUCGCAAUGCUCCUCGCUUUCACUCUAAUCACUAUGGCGGGAGGUAAUCCCCAGCACGACGCCUACGGCUUGCGAGACUGGUACGCCGGUUACUUCGCCGAGUACAUCAGUACUGGCCCCCUCGGGAAAUCCGAAGGCUUCCUGUCCGCCCUUUGGACUGCAUCCUUCACCUGCGUCGGACCCGAAUACGUCUCAAUGAUGGCCGCUGAAGCCAAACAUCCCCGUAUUUACUCUACUGGCGUAUCUGAAUCUUUUUUUGUCGGGGGUGCCCUGACCGCUGGGAUCGUCGACCCGACUCUCGUUGCAAUAUACACCGGCAAAGGAGGCUCCACGGGCAGCGCGGCUGCAUGGCCUUAUAUCAUCGCGAUGGGUAACCUCGGCAUCAGUAUCCUGCCUCACGUUGUUACAUUCUUCUUGGCUACCACUGUUUUCUCGGCCGGCAGCGCCUAUACUUACUGUUCUAUAAGAACGCUCUAUGGUCUGGUACUCGAAGGGAGGGCCCCGCGCUUCCUGACCAAGACGUCGAAGAAGGGCGCCCCGAUUUACUGCCUUGCCGUGGUCAUGAUUUUCCCUCUCUUCUCGUUGCUGCAGCUCUUGAGCUUGGUACUCGACUGGCUGAUUUCGCUGACGACCGCUGCAACUGUUAUUGACUACAUUGUCAUCUGCGUCACAUAUAUCUGCUUUCACAGGGCCUGCAAGUCGCAAAACUUUGAUCGUUCUCGUCUCCCCUACAUCGGUCGAUUCCAGCCGUAUAGUGCGUACAUUGGCCUGGUCUGGAUGAAAUGUGUCGUCAUUUGCUACGGCUACCGCCCGUCUGACCCAGCUUCGAUUUUCAUACACUACACAAUGGUGCCUCUGGCAUCUCUCUUGUUCUGUUCCUGGAACACAAAAACUCUGGGGCCGGACGGGGUCGACCUCGUGUGGGAUGCCCCGCGGAUAACCGCAUACGAGGAGCUGCUGAGCGAAGUUGAUCCUCCCGUUGGAUUCCUACAAGAUAUAGCCACCCACUUCUCGACCUCGCCGAGCUUCGACUCCAAAUCGGGAACGUCGCUUGCUCCCACCCAACCCAGCAUCAUCUUCUGA
This is a messenger RNA of Colletotrichum acutatum, 1488 nucleotides long. RefSeq names its product amino acid permease-domain-containing protein. The transcript is spliced from 10 exons. The record is from RefSeq and is a predicted model, not a curated record. Gene Ontology annotation, cellular component: membrane. Gene Ontology annotation, molecular function: amino acid transmembrane transporter activity. The coding region runs from base 1 to 1488 and encodes 495 amino acids. Gene Ontology annotation, biological process: amino acid transmembrane transport. NCBI's taxonomy places the organism in Eukaryota, Fungi, Ascomycota, Sordariomycetes, Glomerellales, Glomerellaceae.